Molecule: messenger RNA, 4155 nt
Organism: Geodia barretti
Lineage: Eukaryota; Metazoa; Porifera; Demospongiae; Tetractinellida; Geodiidae
Source: the annotation of a GenBank genome assembly
CACCCGUUGCGCUGAUUGUCAAAAAACCCUUCAGCCAAGAGAGCGUCAUGUCGGAGACAUCUCCUGUGCCCAGUCCACAGAGAGGGAAGCCGCCAAAAUCGAGAGAGGAUGGCGCAAUAAACGGUGUCAGUCGCAUCCCCAUCAAACAGAGGCCGGCCCAACCGCCGCUCCACGUUCGUCACAUUAGAACUGGUAUGGGAGGCGGGGAAUACCCUGGAACUGCAGCCGUGAGACGAGGAAGAAGCUUCUCCAUCAACCCCACCAUCUCUGGCGGGGGCCCAAAGCCUCUCCCUGGGCUCCAGACACAAAAGAGAGCGUCAUCCACCGACCCUCAACCAGUACCUCUCCCCUCCCCUGCUCCCUCUCAGUCACUCCCCCUCAGAGGCCCCGCCCCCUCUCCGCCUCUCUCUCGUCCGCUCCAGCCCUCGCAGCCGGGUCCUCCGUCCCAAAUCCCUCGUUCCAUCCCCCCUACCUCCUCUCUCCCUCCUUCCUCUGUCGCCCCGCGAUCCUCUCAAGCCAGCAUGUACAAGAGAGCACAGUCCGUCGCCACCACGUCGUACGCCACAGUUGAGGCGGCACGACUCAGACUAAUAGAGAGAGCCACGAAAGCACGACUAUAUCUCCUGCAUCAGAUCGGGCCAAACAGGUUUCUAAUUGGAGGAGAUUCGCUGGACAGUCGAUUCCACGUCACGAUUGGUCCUCAGAGCUGUACCUGUGGCAAGCCCCAUUGUAUCCACCUACUGUUUGUGAUGUUACGUGUCCUCAAAGUCGGUCCAGGAGAUCCUCUCCUCUCUGCCAAAACUUUGAGGAACUAUGAGACAGAAAGUCUACUAAGAGAUCUCCAUGCCAGAAACACUCAGAGAACCACGCCCAAGAAGUUCAACAAGAGGAGGUUCGACUUCUCUGUCAGUAAGAUGGCCACCUCUGCUGCGUCGAUGAGGCCUCACUCCAUCUGUAAGAUUGACGACCUAGACGAGAGAGAAGAGGAUGUGGCCAGCGUCCCUGGAGGGUCAGUGGCAGCGGCUGCUCACCCUGACCUCAACGGAGGUAAAGUAAGAGAGGAAGGAGAUGGAGAGUGUGAGGGUGAGAGGGGGGAGGAGGGGGAGGGGGAGAGGGGGGACAGUGACAAGAGCGAUGAGGAGGACAUCUGUCCCAUUUGUCUCAACGAGCUUGACGAGGGGGAGGACCUCAUCGCCUGCCGUCGCUGUGGCAACAGGCUCCACCAACACUGCAUGGAUAUUUGGGCUGGAGAGCAGCACAGGAAGAAGGAGGUGGUCCAAUGUCCAGUGUGCAGGACAUCGUGGCAUAACUCCACAGCCUCUCCCUCCAAACCAGGCGGACAGCUGUUCCUGCAGGUCAGCGUCCCCGUGGGGGGUGAGGGGGGCGGGGCCUCGAGGGGUUUGGCCAGCGGAGGAGGACUGCGCCUGAAGUCUCUGAGUCCAGCUCAUCAGAUGAACCUGAGCAGAGAGAAGGUCCUCAUGCUGGAGAAGAUACGCAAGGUGUUUGGAGAGAUGGUAAUGGAGGGGGUCCUCUCUCCAGACUGGAAAUCCAGGGAGAUGGCCGUCACCCACACCUCCCGUGAGGUUGUCUCACUCCUCCUGCCCCAGAUCAAGGCCACCAACGUCUCCAUGGAGACGGGGGCGGAGUGGCGGGAGGUUCACGAGGCGGCGUUCCUCAUCAUCGUGAAUGGCUGCAGCGACUCUGUCCUCAAGGUCUUCCUGGCUUCCCUGGAGCUGCUGAGGGUAGUGUUGGGCUACACCGUGUGUUCGACAGAGGAGGACUCCGCCUUCCUCCAGGCACUCCUCAAACCUCUCGUUCUUAUUCUCCUCACUCGCUGUGCCAACGCCCAAAGUCGUGUCAAAGAGUGCUCCAUUGACACGGUGUGCCAUUUCUGUCUGGGACAGGAGGGACCUCUUUCUCUCGGCUCUGCCUGUGGGAAGACGAGUCCCUUUUGCGUGUCCAGUCUCCCGUUUGUCGUUCAGUGUGCCCUCAGACGGGACGAGACGACCACUGAGAUCCAGACGUGGCACUGGUGGCUCGGGAGACUCAACUUCAUCGAGAGAAUGACGCAGAGAUUUUCUUGGGAUUUCCUCCUCGAAAACUGCACCUAUCAGCCUCCGUUUUCGGCGCACCCUGACCCCGAGGACUCGCUGACCAGCAUGUCUGCGGGGAGUUUGGAGGCUCAGCCAUUGUCGCUCGACGUUCCCUCGGACGACGAGGGAGGGAGGGACGACGAGGGAGGGAGGGACGACGAGGGAGGGAGGGAGGACGAGAAACACGUGAGAAGUGACAAUUCUCCAAACAAGGUUGAAUAUCUACUCCCACCCCCUCCCCCGUUCCCCGCGCGGCCUUCCCCCUCUCCCUCCCCGCCCGUCCACCCAGCUGCCGAGACAAACCUCCUCGCCCAGGCGUGGUACUUUGCCGCCGCGGCAACCCACAUCCCUCACAACAAGGUGGGUAAAGUCGCGCGACGUGUCAUAAUCCGCAUCGCCAAGGUCCUGCGCAGCGAGCCUUUCUCUCUGGAAAUAGUUCACGACGUCGUGUCUCGAUGUCACCGCACGGCUGCAGAAGGACUCCUCGACCGAGUUUUGACAGCUCGUGAGAAGUCGGCGCCCUCCAUUGAGAGGCAAUCAGAGCAGGAACCAAAGAAGAAACGAGCGGAAGAGAGGCGACUAACAUCUUCUCAGAAGUACGCUCCGUUUCCGGAGGUUCGGAAAAGAAAGGAGAGUCCGUUGCCGCGGGCGAGAGAUUCAGCCACUCCCGAUAGAGGGGGCGGGGUUUCACCAGGGGGUGUGGCUUCAGACGACAGCUACCGGUCGGCGGUGUCUGAUCUGAGUGGGGAGGAGAGGGGGGGAGGGGAGGGAGUGAGGGAGGAGAGGAGACCAGAGGGGGCCUCAUCCAGUGGGGCCAGCUCUGACAGCAAGUCUGAGGAGAAGGGAGGCGCCACGGGGAUCAGCCCUGGGAACAUGAAACUCCCCAACUACUAUCAGAGACAGACGACGGUUGACUCAGCCUUCAGCAGUGGCAGUGUCAGUACCGAGCCCGAGGGCUCUGGACUCGAAGUCUUUCAGUGUAAGAGGAACAUAGAAGAAGAGGAGGCUGCUGCUGAGGCAAAGGUCCGCUCUCUGGUCCCCGAGGACACGCCCCACCCCUCGCUCUACGGGAUACAACCCCCCAGCCCAGAGAUCCUCAUCCAUGUACAGGGCACCGCAGGAGGAGCAGAGGGUAGUGAUGGUCCCGGAGCUGCGUACCUUGAAGGGAAGCAGUGGGUGAAAGGAAAGCUGAUUGGCACCGGAGCUUUCUGCUCGUGCUUCCUGGCAAGAGACACUCGUCUGGGGACAAUGAUGGCAGUCAAACAGGUGAGCUACGCGAGGAACACAAAGACGGAGGAACAGGCUGAGAUGAAGAGACUGCAGGAGGAGGUGAUGAUGCUGGGUAGACUGUCCCACCCCAACGUGGUCCGCUGUCUCGGAGCCACUCAACACGAGGGACACAUCAACAUAUUCAUAGAGUGGAUGGCCGGAGGGUGCCUGGAUCAAGUUCUCCACGACUUUGGCCGGUUUGCUGAGAGCGUCAUUUGUAACUACAGCCGCCAGAUCAUAUAUGGAAUAGUCUACCUCCACGAACAUGGGAUCAUUCACAGGGAUUUGAAAGGUGGCAAUAUUCUGCUGGACUCCACCGGUCGGAGAGUAAGGAUUGCUGACUUCGGUGCAGCCGCUCGACUGGCCAGCCACACCACAGGACUCGGAGAAUUUCAAGACAUGGAGGGAACUGUGGCUUUCAUGGCUCCCGAGGUGGUGAGGGGAGGUACGACAGAAGAAGGCUCUGCCACCGGGAUUGGCCAAGCAACGGAGCCCCCUCCUUUGCCACCAUUCUCAGAUCCCGCCCUCAAAGAUUUAACCCUUCGCUGCAUGGAGGUGAACCCAGACGACCGUCCCGUCUCCUCUGAACUCCUCAAACAUCCCCUCUUCACCUCAUCAUGAUUACCUAAUCAUUACAUCAUCUCUUAUUUUAUAACGCCAAGUCUUCAUAUGCAUCUUAGUUGUGUAAACUUGUCCCUUUUCCAAUCACUUUUCCCCUUUUAUUAUUAUUAUAAUUAUAUAUAUAUACCCACAAACGGUUUUAUAUCACGUGACAUUCAUCUUGAUGAAUCAU